CAAGAAGAAGAAGAAGAAGCUGUUGGGGCCGGCCGAGCCGUUUCGGCGGUUCUUCAGAAAUCGCCCGGGAACAGACCACCAGUGACACUAACAACACAGCAACUCUCAGUAUCACACCGUCUACUGUGAGGUGAACCAAAAUGCCCGCCACUACAGAAAUACACAUAGCAGACGGCUGUAAAAUGGAGGAAAAGACUCAGCCGCCGCCACCGGAAGAGAAGAAGAACUUAGGUGUUUUCUGUGAUGAACGCGGGUACCUGGAUCAGAUCGAGUACAUCAUGCAGAACGGCCGCAAGAAGGGGGACCGCACCGGGACAGGAGUCCUCUCUGUGUUUGGUGUUCAGGGCAGAUACAGUCUGAAAGAUCAGUUUCCCCUGCUGACGACCAAGAGAGUGUUCUGGAGAGGGAUCCUUGAAGAGCUGCUGUGGUUUAUUAAGGGGUCAACAAAUGCCAAGGAGCUCUCAGAGAAAGGGGUGAAGAUUUGGGAGGCCAACGGUUCCCGGGAAUUCCUGGACAACGCUGGGUUCACAGAGAGAGAGGAGGGCGACCUGGGGCCGGUGUACGGUUUCCAGUGGAGGCACUUUGGUGCCGAGUACACAAACAUGCACGCAGAUUACAUAGGACAAGGUGUCGACCAGCUGCAGAAGGUCAUCGACACCAUCAAAAAGAAUCCAGAGGACAGACGGAUCAUCAUGUGCGCCUGGAACCCCAAAGACCUGCCCCUCAUGGCUCUGCCCCCCUGCCACGCCCUGUGUCAGUUCUACGUGUGUGACGGCGAGCUGUCGUGUCAGCUGUACCAGCGCUCUGGUGAUAUGGGCCUGGGGGUGCCUUUCAACAUCGCCAGCUAUGCACUUCUUACGUACAUGAUCGCACACAUCACAGGACUCAAGCCUGGUGACUUUGUUCACACUCUGGGAGACGCUCACAUCUACUUGAACCACAUCGAACCUCUUAAAGUACAGCUGCAGAGGGAGAUCCGCCCCUUCCCCAAGCUGAAGAUCCUGAGAACAGUGGAGAGUAUCAAUGAUUUCCGUGCAGAGGACUUUGAGAUCUGUGACUACAACCCUCAUCCCACCAUUAAGAUGCAGAUGGCUGUUUAAAAACACAGUUAAUGGUGUGUAGGAAGUGCUUUUCAAAAUGUGUGUCACAUUGCUUUAUUUGUACUGUAUACAUCCUUCACUCUCUUUUUAAGAAAGAUCAUAUUUUAAGUUCAGUUCAUCCAAAUCACAAAAAAGGUAAGUGCGUUAAUUUUAUUGUGAUUUUGGUGAACUGGCCCUUUAAACCAUAUCAAGGUCUUCCAGAGGUGUUUCCUCCAAGUGUAAACAAACCUCCACUCAUGGUACAUUUUUUGUAGUUGAACUGCUGAUGCACUUAGUUUCAUCACCAGAGGAGGAAUGUUAAGGUUGCUUGUUGUAAAUGCCAGUUUGAUCUGUUUGAUUUUAUUACUUAUUUCUAAUUGUAAAUAAAGACUGUUGUUUCAGA
Messenger RNA from Epinephelus moara (kelp grouper), 1482 nucleotides. RefSeq names its product thymidylate synthetase (gene tyms). The record is from RefSeq and is a predicted model, not a curated record. Gene Ontology annotation, molecular function: thymidylate synthase activity. Gene Ontology annotation, cellular component: mitochondrion; cytosol. NCBI's taxonomy places the organism in Eukaryota, Metazoa, Chordata, Actinopteri, Perciformes, Serranidae. Gene Ontology annotation, biological process: dTMP biosynthetic process. The coding region runs from base 141 to 1100 and encodes 319 amino acids. The transcript has 7 exons.